Messenger RNA from Coccomyxa subellipsoidea C-169, 300 nucleotides. RefSeq lists its product as hypothetical. NCBI's taxonomy places the organism in Eukaryota, Viridiplantae, Chlorophyta, Trebouxiophyceae, Coccomyxaceae. Gene Ontology annotation, molecular function: protein disulfide isomerase activity. The coding region runs from base 1 to 300 and encodes 99 amino acids. Gene Ontology annotation, biological process: protein folding. The record is from RefSeq and is a predicted model, not a curated record. The transcript has 5 exons. Gene Ontology annotation, cellular component: endoplasmic reticulum.
AUGGAAGGUCCCUCGGGAAGUGCGGGCCUGUUCGAUCACAGCAACGUGAUCAAGCUUGACAGCAGCACAUUCAAAGAGAAGGUUGCAGAUGGAAGGGUCUACUUCAUUAAAUUCUUUGCACCGUGGUGUGGCCACUGCAAAAAGCUUGCGCCAACAUGGAGCCAGCUGGCAGACAACUACAAGAACAGCAAGGAUGUAGUAAUCGCCCAGGUCGAUUGCACAAGCGCCAAGGACGUGUGUGAGAAGGCUGAGGCGGCCGAACACUGGAGGCUCUCAAGUCUCAUGUGGACGGGGCAGUGA